UACUGCCAGCUAGAGGUGGACAAAUAAUAAUUAUAUUAUUUAUAAUAUUUUGGUGGAGAGGAAGUGGAUUAUAAUACAGUCAGCAUGGGCGAUGUGGACAAAUGGAUAGAGGUAGUGAAGGAGUGCAAGUACCUGCCGGAGAAUGAGCUGAAGAAGCUGUGCGAGAUGGUGUGCGACAUCCUGCUGGAAGAGACGAACAUCCUGCCCGUGAGCACGCCCGUCACCGUUUGCGGCGACAUCCACGGUCAGUUCUACGACCUGGAGCAGCUGUUCCGAACGGGAGGCCAAGUGCCGGACACCAACUACAUAUUCAUGGGUGACUUUGUGGAUCGGGGCUAUUACUCGCUAGAAACCUUCACCAGACUGUUGACCCUGAAGGCCCGCUAUCCCAGCAGGAUCACCCUGCUGAGGGGCAACCACGAGACGCGGCAGAUCACUAAGGUGUACGGCUUCUUCGACGAGUGCUUUAGCAAGUACGGCAAUGCCAACGGAUGGAAGUACUGCUGCAAGGUCUUCGACCUGCUCACCAUCGCCGCCAUCAUCGACGAAGAGGUACUGUGCGUGCACGGCGGCCUGAGUCCCGAGAUAAUCACCUUGGAUCAGAUCCGGACGAUCGAGCGCAAUGGCGAGAUACCGUACAAGGGGGCCUUCUGCGAUCUGGUGUGGUCCGAUCCCGAGGACAUGGAGUACUGGGGCCAGAGUCCGCGUGGAGCCGGCUGGCUUUUUGGCCACAAUGUGACCAAGGACUUUAUGGCGAUCAACAACUUGGACCUGAUCUGCCGGGCGCAUCAACUGGUCAACGAGGGCAUCAAGUACAUGUUCGAGGGCAAACUGGUGACCGUGUGGUCGGCACCGAACUAUUGCUAUCGAUGUGGGAAUGUGGCUGCGAUCCUGAGCUUUGAAACGGCGCAGCAAAGGCAGACGAAAAUCUUUCUUGCGGUACCGGAUGCAGAACGGGUGAUACCCAAGCAGAACACAACGCCCUACUUCCUCUAAAACGAUGCAAUUCCCCGUGUGAUACGUACGAUACCAUACCAUACUAUACCGAUCCAUUACGAUCCGCCCACUGUUUUGGCAUCGUGGCAAAUAAUCAUCUACGCUUGUGGAGCAGCGGAGAGCAGCCUUCGACUGAUCCAUUUGUAUACCUUUAAACGCCUUCAACUCAGAACAUCCACACCAAACACUCAAAACAGAAACACACACCUUUUCGUAUGGCAAACACAUAUCUAUUUAGUAAGAUCAACGUUUAACCUUUUGUUAUUUGUUUUCGGCAAGUGAAAGUGCAACACCAAAAAAAAAGUAUAGAUUCGAUUUGUUUAGGAAGUAUAUCCAAGUAUUGUAUUUACUGAUUAUGGAUGCUGGAGCAGCUAGAGACAUUUACAGAUGCAAGCCUUUAUAUGAUUCACUAUAUUUUGUAUUUCACUAUAUUUUGUAUUCCAAACUUAUUUAUUUCAGUGAACAACACACGAACUAUAUAUUUUGUACAUUUUGUAUUAAUAAUGCUUUGAAGAAAAUAAGUGGCACAACAAGAACUAAGAAUAACCAAAUGUGUGAUCCCGAUCAAAACGAUACGAUUAAAAGAAAAAAGACAAUUUUGAAA
Drosophila rhopaloa is the source of this 1600-nucleotide messenger RNA. It is a transcript of the gene PpV, whose product is annotated as serine/threonine-protein phosphatase 6 catalytic subunit. The record is from RefSeq and is a predicted model, not a curated record. Gene Ontology annotation, molecular function: protein serine/threonine phosphatase activity. Gene Ontology annotation, biological process: G1/S transition of mitotic cell cycle; peptidyl-serine dephosphorylation. NCBI's taxonomy places the organism in Eukaryota, Metazoa, Arthropoda, Insecta, Diptera, Drosophilidae. Bases 85 to 996 code for a protein of 303 amino acids. Gene Ontology annotation, cellular component: cytoplasm. The transcript has 2 exons.